Messenger RNA from Phyllostomus hastatus (greater spear-nosed bat), 1459 nucleotides. RefSeq names its product cyclin A1 (gene CCNA1). Gene Ontology annotation, cellular component: nucleus; cytoplasm; cyclin A2-CDK2 complex. The record is from RefSeq and is a predicted model, not a curated record. Gene Ontology annotation, biological process: mitotic cell cycle phase transition; regulation of cyclin-dependent protein serine/threonine kinase activity. The coding region runs from base 22 to 1275 and encodes 417 amino acids. NCBI's taxonomy places the organism in Eukaryota, Metazoa, Chordata, Mammalia, Chiroptera, Phyllostomidae. Gene Ontology annotation, molecular function: cyclin-dependent protein serine/threonine kinase regulator activity. The transcript has 8 exons.
CAGCCAGUCGAGGCCGAGGCGAUGCAUCUCAGCAGCUCCAAGAGCGGCGUAGUCCUGGCUCCGGUGUCCCGAGGUCCCGAUGCCUGUCAGAUGGCGACCAGAGCCCAGCUCGGCCAGGACCCCCCGCAAAGGACAGUGCUAGGGGUGCUGACCGAGAAUGUGCAGUACCGGAGCGGCCAGGGGAUCCCCACGGUGAGGUACUUCUCGGGGUCGGAGAAUGCCUUCCCCGCGGCCGCACCGAAAGCCCAGGCCGCCUGCGGGGCCCACGUCCCGGCCAGGGCGGGGUUCGACGUCCACAUGGCCGAGCCGGAGGACGGCCCCGGCGGCACUGGCAGCGACGGGGCGGCCUCUGGGGACACGUACGAGGUGGACACCAGCGCACUGAAGUCAGACCUGCACUUCCUGCUGGACUUCAGCGCCGUGUCCCCCAUGCUGGUGGACGCCGCGCUCCACUCCCCGGCCGAGGCGGCGUCCGACUGGGGCGCCGACGUGAUCAGCGUGGCGGAGUACGCGGAGGAGAUCCACCAGUACCUGCGAGAGGCUGAGACGCGGCACCGGCCCAAGGCGCACUACCUGCGGAAGCAGCCCGACAUCACGGACGGCAUGCGCCGCAUCCUGGUGGACUGGCUGGUGGAGGUGGCCGAGGAGUACCAGCUGCGCGCCGAGACCCUCUACCUGGCCGUCAACUUCCUGGACCGCUUCCUGUCCUGCAUGUCUGUCCUGAGAGGCAAGCUGCAGCUCGUGGGGACGGCGGCCAUCCUCCUGGCCGCGAAGUACGAAGAGAUCUACCCGCCCGAGGUGGACGAGUUCGUCUACAUAACAGACGACACGUACACGAAGCGGCAGCUGCUGAGGAUGGAGCACCUGCUCCUGAAGGUGCUGGCCUUCGACCUGACCGUGCCCACCGCCCACCAGUUCCUGCUGCAGUACCUGCGGCGGCAGGGGGUGUGCGGCAGGACCGAGAACCUGGCCAAGUACGUCGCAGAGCUGAGUCUGCUCGAGGCCGACCCGUUCCUGAAGUACCUGCCUUCCCUGAUCGCGGCGGCGGCCUACUGCCUGGCGAACUACACCGUCAACAGGCACUUCUGGCCGGAGACCCUGGCCGCCUUCACGGGCUACUCGCUGAGCGAGAUCGGGCCCUGCCUGAGCGAGCUGCACAGGGCCUGCCUGGACGCGCCGCGCCGGCCCCAGCAAGCCGUCCGGGAGAAGUACAAGGCCUCCAAGUACCUGCACGUGUCCCUGCUGGAGCCGCCGGCCGUCCUCCCCCUGCAGUGAGCGGCGGGGCUGCAGCGCCUGCGGAGGGAGCCCCCGGACCAGCGGACCAUCCCGGCUUCCAUGGGUUUCCGCAGAUCGGAUCAACUGGGGUCGCUUUCACAGAGACGACCUAUUUUUAGAAAAUGUAAAUGCAUUCAGGUUCUCUUAGAUGUAGUAGCUUGUAAAAUAGUCUGACACUUUUAAA